Molecule: messenger RNA, 6079 nt
Organism: Thunnus maccoyii (southern bluefin tuna)
Lineage: Eukaryota; Metazoa; Chordata; Actinopteri; Scombriformes; Scombridae
Gene: dlgap1b
Product: discs, large (Drosophila) homolog-associated protein 1b
Exons: 12
Coding region: 410-3475 (1021 amino acids)
Biological process (GO): signaling
Cellular component (GO): postsynaptic specialization; glutamatergic synapse
Molecular function (GO): molecular adaptor activity
Source: RefSeq, a predicted model, not a curated record
AGCAGACUCCACGUCAGACUUUUCCUCUCGCCGUUCAUGUGAAGCGCUGUUUCAUGCGUUCAGUGAUGCCUCUGCAGCCCACAGACGGAGCGAUACAGGGAGAUACUACAGUGUAUGGGACCUUACCAUCUCGAGUGACGUCCUAUAUGAUGAAUUCCGAUUCAUAAUAAUCUGAAGGCAAAGAAAACAUUUCAGCCAAAUUCAGAGGAUUACUCUCGAGGCGAUUCUCGUGCGGCCAGUCUACUGUGUUGACAAGGUGGAGAGAUGUGCACGCACGGAGGACAAGGAGCCUGGAAUUAAUCACAGGAGAGAAAACAUGCCGAAGUUGAGACAAUAAAGAAGAGCUAGUUUUGGGGCCUGUGCAGACUUCCCGCAGCAGCAGUUGGAUGUGCACGUUGACCUGGCCACGAUGACAAUGAAAGGCCUGUCCAGCAGCCGUAGUCACCACCACACGGUGACCUGCGACCCCUCUUACGACUCCAUGACCCUGGGGCACUCGGAUCGUCGGUCCUACUUCCUCAAUCCCGGAGAGUCUCAUCCCGCUGACCACCCCUGCUACACCCAGCGCAGCUCCUUCCAGUCUGAGUGUGGUGGCUACCCUGAUCUGGCCAGCUGCACCUUCCCUCGUAGACAUUACAGCUCCCACCAUGAGCUAAAGGAGGAGUGUGGUGCUCUGGUGCCUUACACAGGGCCAACAGGGAGCAAUAAAGGAAGUGGAGGAGGUGGUGGAAACAACAACCGCAUCCCUUCUAACCUGCUAGAGCAGUUUGACCGCCAGGCACCAGUACGGCGUGAAGGCUACCACACACUGCAGUACAAGCGCACUGCAGUAGAGCACCAGCGCAGUGACAGCCCCGGACGAAUCCGCCACCUCGUUCACUCUGUUCAGAAGCUUUUCACCAAGUCCCACUCCCUGGAGGGGCCCUCAGGGUCUGGUGGAGGAGGAGGGAGUGGGAGGAUGAAUGGCAGCAAAUCCAGUCCUGAUGACCCACCCUCUUCUUCUGGCACCCUGAAGCACAGCAAGCGUAGUAAGAGCAAAGACCGCUCCAAGUCAGAGCCUAAGAUGCGUACUGCCAUCUCAGGCUACUGGAGCUCAGAUGACACGCUUGAUCGUGAGGUAUGUCUCUACCACCAUCACCACGGGGGGAGCAGUGGAGGCCCACCAUCUGGAGUCAUGACCAUGGGGCGCCGCCCGGACAAAUCCCAGUCGCAGUACUUCAUGGAGUCCUACAACACCAUCAGCGCCCAUUCUCUCAAGACAUCACGCAGCAACAACGAUGUGAAGUGCUCGACGUGCUCCGGGAGCAGCAGUGGAGGGCUGCCGCUUGUGGGUGGCCUGGAUGGCCAACUGCAGCUAAAGAAGAGUUCGUGGUCUUCUACUCUGACGGUGAGCAGAGCAAGAGAGGUCUACCAGAAGGCCUCAGUCAACCUAGAUAAAGCUAUAGUGAAAGCUGAGCAGGGACGCACCUGCCACUUCCUACAGGUGCCUCAGGAUGACUGGAGCAGUUUCUCUCCGCUGGGGAAGGAUGAUGAAAUCCCGUGCCGGCGGAUGCGAAGCGGCAGCUACAUCAAGGCCAUGGCAGAAGAAGACAGCGGCGACUCGGACUGCAGCCCCAAACCCUCGCCCAAGGUCCAGGCACGGCGGGCCAGCUACCUGAAGGCUACACAGCCAUCCCUCACCGAGAUGACCACGCUCAAGAUUUCCACAGAGCACUCGCCCAAGCUGCAGAUCCGGAGUCACAGCUAUCUGCGGGCGGUGAGUGAGGUUUCCAUCAAUAGGAGUCUGGACAGCUUGGACCCGGCAGGGCUGCUGGCCUCGCCUAAAUUCCGCUCGCGAAACGAGAGUUACAUGAGAGCCAUGAGCACCAUCAGCCAGGUAAGUGAGGUGGAGGUGAACGGGCAGAUCGAGGCAGUGUGUGAGUCAGUGUUCAGUGAGAUGGAGUCGCAGGCGGUGGAUGCCCUGGACCUGCCCAUGCCCGGCUGCUUCCGAAUGCGGAGCCACAGCUACGUGCGUGCCAUAGAGAAAGGCUGCUCGCAGGAGGAGGAGGAGGGAGGCGUCGUGGUGGGCAACAGGAGGACCAACUCACCCCCGCGCACCACCACCACCGUCAGAACCAUCCAGAGCAGCACAGUGUCAUCAUGCAUCACCACUUACAAGAAGACUCCUCCACCGGUCCCACCACGGACCACCCCAUCCAAACCUUUCAUAUCCAUCACGGCACAGAGCAGCACCGAGUCCGCCCAGGACGCUUACAUGGAUGGGGGCUCCGGCCAGCGGACUGGCAUCAGCUCUCAGCCAGGCCUGUCCAACUCCACGGAGAGCAUCGACAGCAUGAAAGCCCUGACAGCAGCCAUAGAGGCAGCUAACGCUCAGGUGCACGGCCCCGCCAGUCAGCACGUCACCAACAGCACCAUCACCAUCACUGCCACUGCCACCACCUCCGCCGUCGCGCACGUCGCCGCUGACAGCAAAGCGCAGAGGGAAGCGCUCCGCAAGUGCCUCUCCAUAGGGAUCCAGGUGGAUCCAGAGGAAGGAGGGCCGACAGAGGAGCAGUCUAAAUUCCAGUCGAUAGGAAUUCAGGUGGAGGAUGAGCGAUGUUACCGCAGGAUGACCCGUUCCAACAGCGUGACCACCGCUGUGCAGGCUGACCUUGACGACCCCACAGUCGGCCCAGAGCUGCCGCCGCGACACUGUGCCACCAUGCCACGCCAGCACUCCCGCGAUGCUGCUACUUCCACCGUCAGCAUCCAGGGCUCGGGGAACCACUACCAUGCCUGCGCCGCAGACGACUACGGGGAGGUGGGGUUCGACCCGUCUAUCCUGCCCCCUCCAGAUCCCUGGAUGGACAGCGUGGCCGAGCCAGCGGCGGAGGCUUUGGAGGCAGUCGGUCGCUCAGUGUGCCCCCGCGACGGCCGCUGGUUCCUCAAGUUGCUGCAGGCUGAGACAGAGCGUAUGGACGGCUGGUGUAGACAGAUGGGGCAGGAUGAGAUGGAGAAUGAGCUGCCUGAGGAGAUCCUGGGGAAGAUCCGCAGUGCAGUGGGGAGUGCCCAGCUGCUGAUGUCCCAGAAGUUCCAGCAGUUCCGGGAGCUGUGUGAGGAGAAUCUGAACCCAAACGCACACCCACGGCCCAUCUCCCAGGACCUGGCAGGUUUCUGGGACAUGCUCCAGCUGUCUAUCGAGAACAUUAGCCUGAAGUUUGAUGAACUCCACCAACUCAAAGCCAACAACUGGAAACCUCUGACCCCCCCAGAAAUUCAGGAGAGAAGGAUGCCCCCUCCCGUGCCAAAGAAGCCCCUGAAGGGCCACCCUGCCCUGGCUAGGGACCGCUCACUGGAGAGCUCUGAACGCCAGCGACUGGAGGCUCGCAAACGCCUGCUAGCUGCCAAACGUGCCGCAUCGGUUCGGCAAAGCUCUGCUACAGAGAGUGCAGACAGUAUCGAGAUCUAUAUCCCCGAGGCUCAGACCAGACUAUGAGACACGCAAACAAAUGUACCUACACACAUACCCAAUACACUGUCCCAGCCACAAAAUAGCACUGAAUGGUAAGGCUAGGGUGCUAACAUAACAUAUUCACAUUUUUUGCGGACCUCCCAGAUCACUGUGGGGUCAGUGACGAUGGAAGUUGUUUGAACAAGAAAUGUACACUUACGGUAUUUAUUUAUUUAUUUAUCUAUCCCUCCCCUCAUUUCCUUCUCCCAGCUUUGAUGUAGCACUCCCUCCUCUCCCCAACUCCCAAAGAAGUAUCUUACAAAUCCCUUCUUUUUUUUUUUAAGUGACUUGAUAUUACACAGCAAGCCAGGUGUAGCACAGUGGUGAGGCUUCACGUUAAUGUGUUUUUAGGUGUGGAGAAUGAGGGGGGAAAAAAGGGAGGGAGCAUGCGGAGUGUGUAUGUAUAUACACGCAAACACACAUAAGCUUAUGGGAGUUGUAUUUGAUCCGAGCAGCUCAGAUCAAACACAUCAAAUCAAAUGGAGAGACCAGACCUAUUGACUUAUAUUUCACAUUUAUUUAUGCUGAUUUUGUUUUUGUAUUUUUCUUUUUAAAUUCCCAUAAGCUAACUCUGAAAAUACCAUAAGAUGAAAAGUUUUUGAUUUGUAUAAUGAGGUCAAACCUUAUAAUAUAAAGUGUCAGUUAGUGACACAAUUGGGCUUCUGUCUGAAAAUGGGUCUUUCCAGUGGAAGGAGGCGGACCCUGUAGGAAAGGUCAAGAGGUCAGAUUUUGCUCCUCCAGGUGAGGCAGGAGCAGAUUUUGAAACUCUGGAAAGAGUGCGCUUCACUGAAAGAAUCACUGUUCUUAAAUGCCACAAACCUAAUAUGUGUGUGUGAGUGAGAGACAGAGUGUGUGUAUGUGUGUGUGUGUGUGUAUGUUUGGAUUCAGAUGCUCAUUUCAAAAGUGCUUCCUAUUUUUCUAGGUCUAAAGGGUCCUAGUGGUCAUUGAUUAUUAAAGUAGCGAUAUCAAUAAACUGUAAACAAACUACCCAUCUUGUCUCAUUGUAAGCUGAGCAAAACAUGUUUGUAUAAAGGACAUAUUAUAACAUAUCAUGCAUGCUGACACAAGGUAACCAGUAUUUUUGUCUUUUUUUAACAGAUUUAAUCCUUCCUCAUGUUUCAAACUCUUCUGUGUCACAGAGUAAGCUAAAAUACUGAUAUUUGGUACAAUAAUGGUAGUUGUACUAUAUUUUAUUAUGUCAUUUUUAGACAAGAAAGGUUUAUUGACAGUAUUGAGACUACAGGACUGAAAGGGGACUAUUUCUCCUCACUGUGUGUGCACUAUCUCUGCCUCCAAAUGAAGCAAUUAUUUGAAGGUCAUACAAAAAAAAAAUCCAAUUUCUAAUAUUUUGUAUUCAUGUUUAAUUUAUUGAUUAGAACAAUGACUGUUUAUUGACAUUGUGAUUAUGAUUAUGCACUGACAACAAGGCCCUUAUACUGUGUUUAUGUUUUAUUUAUGUUGGCUCUUUAGCAUGACAGGCACCGUUUUGUCUUUUCUGUUUCAGUGAUCAGCCUUAAUUUCUAAUAUGAUAGUUGAGCACAACAGCAGUCUCAGGGGAAGAUGUGAGUGUAUGUGUGUGUGUGUGUGUGUGUGUGUGUGUGUGUGUGUGUGUGUGUGUGUGUGCGCGUGUGUGUGUUUGUGAGAGAGACUGAGAGCAGAAGAGAGUGUGACUGACUUCAUGUGACUGUAUGUGACCCAUGGCUUUGUCUCUACUGUAUAUAACCCUAGUCAUCAGAAUAGGCCAUGAUCUGAAAUAAGGGAAACAGUAUCCACGCCAUCUUUUGAAUGAUGUUCCUACCGAACAUCUCUGCCCUAAUUACUUCAAUGUAACAAGGUAUUUCUGUCAGCUGCUUGAAUGUGGAGACAAUCCUGAGCCGGUUUACCGUCACAUAAUAGUUUUGAUAACAGAAUAGCAGAACUUUAUUUGAGUUGUCAAAUUUUCUGUAUUAAUCUGACAAAGCUUUGUGCCAUUGGAUUAACCAUAAGUAAGGAUAUAUUCCUGCUAAUCGUCCCUAUUUAACGGCCACCUGAUGUUUUCAUUAAGAGAAGUUUGUUUGUGAAGGAACUCAAGUGAUGAAGUAACCGUACAGUAUGAUUUGUAUUUCCUUUAGUUGGUCAAUAUGAAUUUUAGAGAGGAUGCGUAAAAGUAAUAAUAGCUCAAACUUAAUGCCAUUUUAUGUAGAUGAAGGUCAUUUUAGUAUUUUUUACUUUGGAACUAGUAUUUGAAUUGAAUUGUCUGUCAAAUGAUUGACUUCUUAUUUAUGUUUAUUAUAUUAACAUAUCAAUAUAAUACUCCUGGUAUAGCAGGGAGUUAGAAACCAGAAUGUUGGAUUGUGGUUAAAUGCUAAACUCAAAAAGACACUCCAGCAAUCCUGGCAAUUCUGAUGCUUGUGAUGUAGUUAUAUUAAGAAAAAAAACAUUUAAAUAAACAUUUGUACAUAAAUGAAUGUUUCCCUAUGUAAAUGUAAACUAAAAACCCAAUCAAAUAACAUAUUAAGCAGAUAUACAUUUUGUAAUUAAUGUUAUUACACUGUUGAUGUUAUGGCACGUGUAUGAGCUCUUAUCAGCAUUAAAACAAUAUCAUUGCCA